This is a messenger RNA of Triplophysa rosa, 6995 nucleotides long. It is a transcript of the gene grik3, whose product is annotated as glutamate ionotropic receptor kainate type subunit 3. Gene Ontology annotation, cellular component: postsynaptic membrane; presynaptic membrane; kainate selective glutamate receptor complex. NCBI's taxonomy places the organism in Eukaryota, Metazoa, Chordata, Actinopteri, Cypriniformes, Nemacheilidae. Gene Ontology annotation, molecular function: transmitter-gated monoatomic ion channel activity involved in regulation of postsynaptic membrane potential; kainate selective glutamate receptor activity. Bases 689 to 3358 code for a protein of 889 amino acids. The record is from RefSeq and is a predicted model, not a curated record. Gene Ontology annotation, biological process: modulation of chemical synaptic transmission; monoatomic ion transport; synaptic transmission, glutamatergic. The transcript has 16 exons.
GAAGCAGUUAACACGGGUAACGUGACAAAUUUGCUUAACUUUGACAUGGAAUGUGCAGGAUCGUAAUUCCAUGAAUUCUCAAACUCACAAAACACAAAACCGUCCGUUUCUGUACGCGUGUUCGAAAUAAUGCACGAAUCCCAGAUUGUUUUAAUGUGGUCUCACACAUUGGGGACGCGCAGAUGAAGCGAACGAUGUGGUGUGCGUUCGGUGCGCGUGUGACGGACGCGUGAUUCACGCGGCGUGAAGUGUCGGUGACGCGGGGCUCCGGGCCGGUUGUUGCGGCAUCAGCAUCAGCUGCGGUAGGAGGCGAUACAGAGGAGGUACGGGGGGAUACGGGGACUCCUGUAGGUUGAUUUCAGCAGCUCCGCACUCGCAGGUGGAGACGCGCACCGAUCCGGAGCUUCAUCUGACCCGAGCGCGCGCACACGCGCACUCACUCCCCGAAACGAAUAAAUGAAAUAAUGACUACAGGAACGCGUGUUGAAAGCAACUACACUGAGAGCAAAUGCGUCGCAGUCAGUCCAGUCCUCAUAUGACUCCCAGCCCGUUAAGAUUUGAUGAGCAGUUUUUGGAGAGCUCUCUGGAUUGAUCCCAGUGCGUUUCAGUCAUGAAGAACAGGAGGGAAUAUGUGUAAUACUGGAGCGCGAUUUUAGUGUCUCUCUUCUGGAUUCACAGCUCUGUCGGGAUGCCGCAUGUCAUACGGAUAGGGGGAAUUUUCGAACAGACCGAUGGACCCGUGGCUCUCGUGAGCUCUGAGGAGCUGGCCUUUAAAUUUGCAGUUAAUAAUAUCAACAGAAACAGAACGUUGUUGCCCAACACAACGUUAACAUAUGACAUUCAGAGGAUUAAUAUCUACGACAGCUUUGAGGCCUCCAGAAAAGCGUGUGACCAGCUGUCUUUAGGUGUAGUCGCCAUUUUUGGGCCGUCUCACAGCUCCUCGUCCAACGCCGUGCAGUCUAUCUGCAAUGCCCUGGAAGUGCCACACAUUCAAGUGCGAUGGAAACACCAUCCGAUGGACAACAGGGACUCGUUUUAUGCCAACCUGUACCCAGAUUACUCUUCUCUUAGCUACGCUAUCUUAGACCUGGUGCAGUUCCUCAAGUGGAAGACAGCCACUGUGGUUUAUGAUGACAGUACAGGAUUGAUCCGGCUUCAGGAGUUAAUAAUGGCUCCGUCCAGAUACAACAUCAGACUGAAGAUCAGACAGCUCCCUCUGGAUACCACGGACACCAGACCUCUGCUCAAGGAAAUGAAAAGAAGCCGCGAGUUUCGCAUUAUCUUCGACUGUAGCCACACAAUGGCAGCACAGAUCCUCAAACAAGCCCAGAUGAUGGGAAUGAUGACAGAGUACUAUCACUACAUCUUCACCACUCUGGAUCUCAUGGCCAUAAACUUGGAGCCAUAUCGCUUCUGUGGUGUCAAUAUGACCGGCUUCCGCAUCCUGAACGUUGAAAAUCCUCAGGUGGCCUCCGUCGUGGAGAAGUGGUCUCUUGAGAGACAGAUUCCCCCAAAACCCGACUCUGGCCUCCUGGAAGGGAUCAUGACGACAGAUGCUGCUCUGACGUACGACGCCGUCCACAUCGUGUCGGUCUCUUACCAGCACGCACCGCAGAUGACUGUCAACUCGCUGCAGUGUCAUCGGCACAAGCCCUGGAGGUUCGGCGGACGCUUCAUGAGCUUUAUUAAAGAGUCUCAUUGGGACGGGCUGACGGGACGGUUGUGCUUCAACAGAACCACGGGUCUGCGCACAGACUUUGAUCUGGACAUUGUGAGUCUUAAAGAGGACGGCCUUCAAAAGGUGGGCAAAUGGAGUGCAUCCGGGGGUCUGAACAUCACCGAGGUCCCCAGGCAGAACGGCAUGAACAUCACAGAUUCCCUUUCCAACCGCUCGCUGCUCAUCACCACUAUCCUGGAGGAUCCAUACGUCAUGCUGAAGAAGUCUGACAAGGCACUGGUUGGCAAUGACCGCUUCGAGGGCUUCUGUAUCGACCUGCUGAAGGAGCUGGCCAGCAUUCUGGGCUUCUCCUAUGAGAUCCACCUGGUGCAGGACGGCAAGUAUGGCUUUCAGGAUGAUAAAGGCCAGUGGAAUGGGAUGAUAAGAGAGCUCAUGGAACAUAGAGCCGACCUGGCUGUGGCUCCUCUCACCAUCACCUUUGUCCGUGAGAAAGUUAUCGACUUCUCCAAACCCUUUCUGAACACUGGCAUCAGUAUCCUGUACCGCAGGCCCAACAGCACCAACACUGGCUUCUUCUCUUUCCUUAAUCCUAUGACCCCGGACAUCUGGGUCUAUAUCCUGCUGGCCUAUUUGGGGGUCAGCUGUGUGCUCUUUGUCAUUGCCAGGUUCAGUCCAUACGAGUGGUACGACGCCCAUCCGUGUAACCCAGGAUCCGAUGUGGUGGAAAACAACUUCACCCUCCUCAACAGCUUCUGGUUUGGCGUGGGCUCCCUCAUGCAGCAAGGAUCCGAGCUGAUGCCCAAAGCUCUCUCCACCCGAAUCAUUGGAGGCAUCUGGUGGUUCUUCACUCUCAUCAUCAUCUCGUCCUACACAGCAAACCUAGCCGCCUUCCUCACCGUAGAGAGAAUGGAUUCGCCCGUGGACUCAGCUGAUGAUCUGGCCAAACAGACCAAAAUCGAGUAUGGCGUCGUCAAGGAUGGAGCCACCAUUUCCUUCUUCAAGAAAUCCAGAGUGUCCACGUUUGAGAAGAUGUGGGCUUUCAUGAGCAGUAGACAGAGCACAUCAUUUGUCAAGUCCAUUGAAGAUGGUAUUCAGCGAGUGUUGAAGUCCGACUACGCCCUGCUCAUGGAGUCCACUACAAUUGAAUACGUGACCCGCAGAAACUGCAACCUCACGCAGGUGGGAGGCAUUAUUGACAGCAAAGGUUACGGCAUCGGCACCCCGAAAGGCUCUCCGUACAGAGAUAAGAUCACAAUAGCUAUCCUCAGCAUCCUGGAGGACGGCCGUCUGCACAUGCUCAAAGAGAAAUGGUGGAGCGGCAGCAGUUGCCUGGAGGACGAGCGCUAUGAGACGGGACCCAUGGGCAUCCAAAAUCUGGGCGGCAUCUUCAUCAUCCUGGCCUCUGGUCUGCUGCUCUCCGUGUUUGUAGCUAUAGGAGAGUUCAUCUACAAGCUGCGCAAAACUGCGGAACGUGAACAGAGGUCUUUCUGCAGUGCGGUGACUGACGAGAUCAGACUGUCCUUCACGUGCGAGAGGCGAGUGAAACACAAGCCCCCCCACCAGCCGCCGCCAGACAUGAAGACGGACGCAGUGAUCAACAUGCACUCUUUCAACGACCGUCGCCUGCCCGGAAAGGACAACAUGAGCUGCAACACCUCGAUGACGCCCGUGUUUCCAUGACGUGCCUGGGCGACGGGCACCUGAGGCACGUCCCAGGCGGGGCACCGGAGACCAGGGACUACGGCCCUGAGAUGAUCACGGCAUUCACCAUCAACCGCAGAGACAUCCGACACCAACUGAGCAGUCAGAACGGAGGCAGUAACAGCAAACCAGGUAGUGACCACAUCCUCAAGCCAAUGUAUCCCACCAUGCCGCUGCGAGAGGGGGGCCGAUCCGUUUCCUUCCUGUGAGAGCCACAUCUCCCAAACCCUCCAGAGUCUGAUGUUUACAAUGGCACUCCGACGCAAAAGCUCACCAUCUAAAACAACCUGUUUCUCAUUGGAACGUGAUGUGGAAAAAGAGGCUUUUUGGAAGCAUGGCAAUAAAUGAAACUACAACCAGGGAAGUAGUUUUCUUAGAGUAUCAUUUCUUAGAGCACAUCAAUUCAUUUAAGAGUUCCGAAGUUUUGUUUUCUUUUUGAUUUGGUCGAAAUGCAGUGUUUCGUCUCUGUGAAUGCGAUGUAGACUUGAUGUAUACGUGGCAGCGCAGGACUACAGUGGCCAGCGUGAGCUGCCGGAAGAUUGGAAACCCCAUCCACCGUAGGCCAUAGCAUCCACCUGCGUUCGUGAAAAUGCACAAACAAACAGGAUUGAUUUCAUUGGAGUCAUCUAAAUAAACGCGGAACAAUUCCGUACGGCCCGCAAAAUUACUCCACAGUGCUUACACGCCAGACUUUUGAUUGAUUUGUGCUUCAUACGUUGCCAGCAGAUGUUUCUUACCCAGCGAGAUCUAAUGGUAAUGACGGAUAAACACAACGGUUGCCAAAGAUCCGUCGUCCAAAUGGAUUUAGACACUUGAAAUGCAGUUUUGCCUGCAAACAAGAAAGCGAAUGACAUCUUGACUCCUCUGUUUGUUAAAUGACUUAUCCUGUACGUCAGACCCUUUUCCAGAUCAAGAAUCCGAAACCCAAAACUGUAACAAAUGUUGUACAUGAGCCCAUGUUUGAUGUACACAAUCUGUAGGUGCCGUGGUCUUUGUCAGAAGAUUUUAUCCCAUCUUCUGUUGUCAUUCAUGAAGAAGAGAAGGUCUGUAUUACCAGAAACAAAAGUGAGAUUAUCAGUUCAUCUGAGAUCACAAAAAAAGAUCGUCUGACCUCUCAAAUCUCAUCAACACAUGUAUUUUCAGACGGUCACUGAUGAUGUCACGUCCUCUCACAAAUCUAUCAAUUGUGAGGAAUAUAGUGCAGGAAUCAUUGGGUAUACCGCAUUAAUCAGAAUCUCAAGGGUAAGCUCAAGUUUAUGGAUUUGGGGAGUAAAUGAUGGCGAAAUCUCAAAAAACAAGCGAACCAACCCUUUAAGUUAACCCUGAUGUUAGCCCGGUUCAUUGAGUUCAUCUCACACACAGUAAUGAUGACUGAAGCUGUGGUCAGUGGCAGUUCUGUUGUUAUCCAGGUGGAUUCAGCUCCACUCAUUUCAAGUGUGUGUUCACAUGUCAGAAGCACUUUCUUUAGGUUGUUGGUAUGUCAGGAUGUGAGGUGUAAUAGAGUCGUGUGCAUUGAUAAGCCUCGCAGGCUCAGAGGGCUAUGGAUAAAUUUAGGGUGAGGGCCUUUUUUUAGUCUUUCAGACGUAAACUGGGCUACAGUACGGUUUUCAAGCUUGCAUUAGGACAUCUUCAUACACAGAGACAGAGCAAAACUGCAAUAUAUAUAUAUGCGUUUUAGACAUCCAAACUGCAAUAGAAAAAAACUGUAUGCUACUGGAGCCGCUCACCAGAUUCAGACAAGCGAGCAUUCAAACAUACAUUCAGCAUACAGAAGGUUUCACGUGAUGAUAUUCCACACGUGAAGCGCUGUCAUGAUGAGGUGUAGGUGCUACGAGUCUCCACCCACUGCCCUCUCGUGGCAGCUUGACCAAUCACAGGCCUCCGUGAGGUCAAUCUAACGGACAGUGUGGAAAAAAGCAGUUUUGUGUUGAACAUGUUUUUAUGGUGAAUUAUGUACCGAUCAGAAAUACCUUCAUGUGACUCGAUGUUUCUUUGGUGAAAGCUCAUUGUAUAUGUGUUAUUCAAAUUCUGUGUAGUUUUAAUACUCUCUUGCAAAGUAGGGUAUAUACAGUAUUAGAUGACAAUGACAGACAAAUUACUGUAUUUUGCUAAAUCCUGAUGAUUUUUACCUUAUCUUCUUGAACAUUGCAGGUGUGAUAUAUGAUACAGGCAUUGUAAUAUAGAAUCUAGUCUCAAGUGGAGUUAAAGAACAGCGAUGUAAUGCCCCAGGCCCUCAACUCCAUCACAUUCAGUUUCAUGUAAAGAAGACGUUGAUAUUAACUCUGUAUGUAAGACCUUCUGAAACUUAAUGUAUUCAUGUCAGAUGUAUAUACAGUAAAGACAUCAUAGAAUAUUCAGAGAAGAACCAGAUGACUGAUUCAUUUACACUUAUCAUGGAGGAUUUCUUUCGUUCGUUCGUUCGAAAGCCUUGAUAGAUUCUGUAGAUUACCCUUUUGUCUAUCCACUUGUUCAGUCCUCUUCUUAAAAAAAGAAUGAAAAUAUUGUCAAUUUGUAUAUAUCAUAAAGAGGUUCUGUUUCUCUAAAUCUUUUCUGAAUACAUUUUAAUUUGACGGUACAGAACCCUGGAAACGGCAUGAAAAAGUGUCAUUAUGAAUGAAAUAGUAAGGCUUAAGAUUUGUUCACCCAAAAAUAAGAUGUACUUCAAAAUUAGUGCUCUCUCUAAUGGAGUUACAAUGCUAGGAAGAGCCAACAUUUGGAUUAUUAUUACUCUUAACUGUGUUUGGCUGAAGACAUGAAGGCCUUGAAUUUCAUUUUUGAGUUGACAGCUGUUUCAUAGAAUAAUUUACCUAAACCCUCAUCUUUUUCAUCUUUUCAUCAUGUUUUAUUUCAUGGGAUACCAAAGUCUUUUUGAAGAAUCUUCUUGCAGAUAUUUAUCAUACACAAACACACCACAUUAAAUCUAAUAAGAAGUUCCAUACAACUGCAAUGUAGAACAAACUGACACAUGGCGCUCAGUUACACGGGAAACAUGAGUGACACCUAAUGAUUUGAAAUCAAAUUAAGAUUUCAGCUCUUUCUAAUAAAGAUACUUCUCUGUUUUUUACGCUGUCAUAUGCCUUCAUUCGACCUGUUAAUAUAGUCUAAAUCUAUGAAUAUAGAUGCUUCUAUGGUAUUUUUGACCUGGUAAAGCUGGACAGCCAUAAUAAACCUUCUGAUUCUUCAAAAGUUUUUUUGUGUUCCACAGAAACAAUAACAGAUGUUAUAGAAGGACACAUGGGUUCUGUUGGUAAAGCCAUUCUUUUCAUCCGAGUUGACACUUUGUCUGUAGCUCAUUGAGGAUGAUCACAACUUAUUAUAGAAGACAAAUAGAAUUUGAUCAAAUUUUAUAUUUACACUGUGAUACAUUCUUUGUAACAAAUGACUUAGCAGCAUAUUAAUCACACACGCCUUCAUAUCAAACUGAGUAUAAGACCAUGAAGGACUCAUCCCUACAGUAUCUGUGUGAAAUACAUUACAUCCAGCAUUUACUUUCAGUAUUGGAUCAAUCAAUCAAUCCUAUUUACGGAGCAUCUAUUUUAUAAAAGGAAUAAACAAUGUGAACAUUGCUGUUUUACAAAAAUGUAUGAAACAAAGAAAAUAAAUGAAAUUACAUUUU